Plasmopara halstedii is the source of this 1416-nucleotide messenger RNA. Its product is annotated as major facilitator superfamily. Gene Ontology annotation, biological process: transmembrane transport. Gene Ontology annotation, cellular component: membrane. The record is from RefSeq and is a predicted model, not a curated record. The coding region runs from base 1 to 1416 and encodes 471 amino acids. Gene Ontology annotation, molecular function: transmembrane transporter activity. NCBI's taxonomy places the organism in Eukaryota, Oomycota, Peronosporomycetes, Peronosporales, Peronosporaceae. The transcript is spliced from 4 exons.
AUGCAUGACCAGAUCGGCGACACAAAAAUGCCGAUGAUGGUUUACGAUGACACGUCCAGUGGAGAUUACGGAACGAUUUUAAGACAACAGGACAAGUUUGAUCCGAGAGCACGCCAAGAUGCCAUUACUAAAUGGUUUAUGUUGGCAAUUCUGUCGAUUCUGACUGCUGUUAAUCAGAGCAUUUGCUAUUCGUACGCACCAAUCGCGAGUAUCGUUGAGAAGCACUGGCAAGACCGACUUCAUUCAACCGAGCUUAUCACUGUCUACUUUAUUUCGUACAUUCCGUGUUCACUUGUGGGCUCUUGGAUAAUGGACAAGAAGGGAUUGCGCUACGGUGUCGUGCUCGGUAGCUUCUUGCAGACGAUCGGUGCCGCAUUGCGCUACUUUGCGUGUGCUUUUGAAUUAAAUGGAGAAAUUUACAUGACCUUAAUCGGACAAAUUUUGGCCUCUUUCGCCAUGCCAUUUAUGGUGAAUUCUCCGGCUGUGCUAUCUGCUAACUGGUUCCCGCCUCAGUUGCGUGCAACAUCGACUAGUGUCGCUGUCAAUGCCAACGCAAUGGGCACAGCAUUUGUUUAUCUUUCUGCUCCCUUUGUGGUGCUCUCUGCGAACGAUAUUUCGUACUGGAAUCUUUCUGUUACAAUCUGUGCAGCUGGAUCUUUCUUGCUUGCCUUCUUCUUUUUUCAGUCCUUCCCGAGAAGUGGUUUGGCGCCUUCUGUCAUAUCGAACGUGCAACUUCGUGAAGAUUACGAUUGGAGUCAGUGGGCUACUUCGUUCACGCAUACUGGCUUUUGGCACACAUUAGUGGCUUUUUCUGUAGCUGAAUGUAUUUUGAAUGCAAUGUGUGCACUUCUGGGAAAAUUCCUAAGUGUUGCCCAUUUUUCCAAAUCACAAAUUGGGGUCGUAGGUGCUGCAUUUAUCCUGAGCUCUUUGGUGGGUGGUCAAGUGAUCAGCCAUUAUGUGGAUAAGAAGAGAAAUCAUCAAACAGCGUUACAAUUGUGUCUACUUCUGACAGCUGUGGCGAUUAGUUCCUUUCGACUUGUUCCAAAGGUCAAUGUUCACGCGACACUUAUAAGUCUGAUGUUUCUUGGGGCAGCUCUUGGUCCCUUGCAGCCGAUUGUCCUCGAAUUGGGAGUCGAGUGUGCAUACCCAACUAGUGAAGCCACUGUCGCUGCACUACAACAACUCUGUGGCAACUUCUUGUCUGCGAUUAUCGUGCCUGGAAUGAGUGCGCUACGUCGAACUCACGUAGACACUACGGGUCACGUGCCUCCCAAGUAUUUUUUUGCGAGUCCAGAGUGGGGCAUGGUUUUCAUGGCUACCGUGACUUUUAUCAUCUUCUGCUUCUUUAACGGCACCUUCAAAAGACGUGCUUAUGAAGAGUCGAAGACUUCUAAUACAGCUAGGAUCGAGAUUUAA